Molecule: messenger RNA, 2236 nt
Organism: Pseudoliparis swirei
Lineage: Eukaryota; Metazoa; Chordata; Actinopteri; Perciformes; Liparidae
Product: CREB3 regulatory factor-like
Exons: 10
Coding region: 374-1891 (505 amino acids)
Biological process (GO): response to unfolded protein; regulation of transcription by RNA polymerase II
Cellular component (GO): nucleus
Molecular function (GO): RNA polymerase II transcription regulatory region sequence-specific DNA binding; DNA-binding transcription factor activity, RNA polymerase II-specific
Source: RefSeq, a predicted model, not a curated record
UCCUACAACCAUCUUCUCUGUCCCGUUCACCCGCCAUAGAGGACUCCGCUGCUGGGAACUAACUUCCUGCACGCGGCCGCGGAGGUGAACGCGGGCGAAUAUUGUGGCUCGCUGUCCGCGCGCGCCCCGUCUCGCGCAUGUUCAUGGUGCCUGAUCAUAUCCAUCCGGACAGGGUCGACGUUGUUUUUUACCCCCUUUGGGGUCCGGAAGGAGCCGGGGGAGGACACCCGAGGACACGCGAUACGGCCUGGAGGCCGAGAGCUGCAGGGCAAACAUGUGAAAGAAGCCCCGCCCCUUUUGACCCUCUCAACUCUCAACCUUCGCAGAACUCUCUUGAGCCGACGCCGUGACCUGACACCCACCUGCCUCGGGCAUGCCUCAGCCGGGUAUGAGUGGGAUGGAGCCUGCGUUUGGCGAGGCCUACGGGGGCCACCGGGGUCUGCUGAGCCCCUACCCGCUGGCCAUGUCGCCACAAGGGGGCAGGACCGAGUACGACCAGAGCGUGCUCCUCAUGCUGGGCUCCCCGGCGUCGCCUAGGAAACGGCCCUUUGAGUUGCUAAGCGACCUGGUGGACGACGGCGGCCUCGGCGAGGACCUGCACCCGGAGCGCUGGGACGUGUCGGCGCUGGACGAGAUGGCCCGCUACACCCGGCUGGGCCUCGGCGUGGGCGGCGAGCUGCUGGCCGGCUCGGAGGAGGCCGUCCUCAUGGGCCGCUGGGGGCGGAGCCGGGAGGAGGAGGAGGAGGAGGGGAGGAGGCGCGGCAUCAGGCACGCGGCGGCACCUGCAGAGAGGGCGCUGGGCGCCGCCGCGAAUAGAGCGGAAGCAGUCGGACAGGAUGGGGGCGUGGCGAGGGGGCGCACGGUGGAGGUGUAUCAGGUGGCGCAGGAGGAGGAGGAGGAGGAGGCGGCGGCGGCGGCGGGUUUGGCGUUGGAGCACUGCAGCGAGGAGCACAACUACUCCCUGAGCCAGGGGGAGGAGGAGGCGGGGCCCGCCCACACCUCCCAGAGGGAGGAGGAGGCGCGGGAGGAGGAGGAGAGCCAAGCCAAGACUGAACUAGAGGAGGAGGAGGAGGGGGAGGGGGGGGAAGAGGAGGAGGAAGAGGAGGAGUACGAAGAAGAAGAGGACGAUGAAGCGGAGGAGACGGCGGCGGAGGCGGAGCUCUCCAGCUCCUCGGAGACCGAAUGUGAGGCGGAGCCUGAGCCGGCGCGGCCGCCCGGCGAGCGCCCGGCGAAGCGCCGCUGCUUCUGGGAGUACCGGCGCGCCCGGGCGUCGGCCGCCAAGAAGAAGCUGGGCGGAGACGUCCACUGGUCGCUGUCCUGGAGCUCCAGCACGCUGCCCAGCACGCUGUACCGCCGGGAGGGUAAAAAAGGGCGCCGUAAAGCUCGCAAGACGGACGCCAGCGACCUGACCCCGAACCCCCAGAAGCUUCACAACAUCGGGGAGCAGCUGCAGAAGCUCAACGCCGCCAUCGACGGCAUGGGCCCGGUCAACGACCUGCCCGCCGUGGCCCGGGCCCGGUCCCGCAAGGAGAAGAACAAGCUGGCCUCCAGGGCCUGCCGCCUGAAGAAGAAAGCUCAGCACGAAGCCAACAAGAUCAAGCUGUGGGGGCUGAACCAGGAGUACGAGAGCCUGUUGGGAGCUCUGCUGAGGAUCAAGGAGGUGAUCCGGCUGAGGGUGGAGAGCAGCGAGGAGGAGGAGGAGGAGGAGGAGGAGGAGAGGGGGAUGACCCGCCGCCUGGAGGACAUCCUGAGGGAGUCCAGCGGUCCUCUAGUCGCCGGGCGGACCAAAGACUUUGUGCAGAGGAUUUUGGCGGCCAGCGCGGGAGGCCAGAACCAGAACCAGAACCAGAGGAAAGAGACCCCGCAGGGAGGCGAUGAGGCGACGGGAUAAACCCCCUCUGACACACCCCCCCCCCAUCCCAGACAGACCAAGCACCCUGACCGCCUCCACCCUCAUGAGCAAAGAGGAGGAGGAGGAGGAGGAGGAGGAGGAGGAGGAACCUAAACAAAAUGGGAGUAAAUUGCCACCCUGCUCCUGGUCAUCUCCAGCUGCACCACAACCAGGCCAGAGCUGCUGCUGACGUCUGUGUGUGUGUGUGUGUGUGUGUGUGUACAUACUGUAUGAGCGUAGCGUGUCCUCUCCCUCUGUGAUGUUCCCAGUGUGCCUAUGAAUAGACAUUGCACUGUUUUGUAGAUGGUGGGAGCUGUCGGCAGGUGUGUGUGUGUGUGUGUGUGU